This is a messenger RNA of Myodes glareolus (Bank vole), 2209 nucleotides long. It is a transcript of the gene Rgs16, whose product is annotated as regulator of G protein signaling 16. The record is from RefSeq and is a predicted model, not a curated record. Lineage: Eukaryota; Metazoa; Chordata; Mammalia; Rodentia; Cricetidae.
GUGAUCCCGGCGCGUGCAUUUCUACGGACCCCAUCUGCGCAGUCCGGUACUUGCAACAGCCUCGCUUUUUCCUCUUCGUCCUCCAGUGGCCUACGGAGCCAACCACUAUCCUCCCCACGACUUGCUGUCCUGCGCCCGCAACCAUGUGCCGCACCCUGGCUACCUUCCCCAACUCCUGCCUGGAGAGAGCCAAAGAGUUCAAGACGCGUCUGGGGAUCUUUCUCCAUAAAUCGGAGCUGAGCUCCGAUACUGGAGGUGUUAACAAGUUCGAGUGGGCCAGUAAACAUAGCAAAGAGAGAAGCUUCUCGGAAGAUGUUCUGGGAUGGAGAGAGUCCUUUGAUCUGUUGCUGAGCAGCAAGAAUGGAGUGGCUGCCUUCCAUGCUUUCCUAAAGACUGAGUUCAGCGAGGAGAAUCUGGAGUUCUGGCUGGCCUGCGAGGAGUUCAAGAAGAUCCGAUCAGCCACCAAACUGGCCACCAGGGCUCACCGCAUCUUUGACGAGUACAUUUGCAGCGAAGCCCCUAAAGAGGUGAACAUAGACCAUGAGACCCGCGAGCUGACAAGGAUAAAUCUUCAGGCCCCCACUGCCAGUUGCUUCGCCGUGGCUCAGGGGAAGACUCGCACCCUGAUGGAGAAGGACUCCUAUCCGCGCUUCCUCAAGUCACCUGCUUACCGGGACCUGGCCGCCCAAACCUCAGCCGCCUCCUCCACCUCUGUAUCCAGCAGCAGCCCAGCUGAGCCUUCACACACUUGAGCCUCCACAGCAGCAAAGAAACCAGCAGGAAGAGAGGUGGAGUCAGCCGUCCCUGAAGCAGCUGCCCUGUAUGGGAGGCCGGUUCUGCCCGACAAGUGCCAGAGGACAGUGAAGGGACGCGCCUUCCUGCGUCCUGGGCGUGAAAUACUCCCUCUCCCCAGAUACUGCGGUGGGCUCAGUGUGGGAGAGGCUCCUCACUUUCAGGACCUGUGGCUGAGGGCUGACAAGCGGGCUGUGUGGGAAGGUGGAACAGCAGUUUGUUCUUCCCAUCAGGGCCCAGAGGCAUGCUGGGCCGGUUGGGAACUUUGAGAGCAGGAGCUGGAGAGAAUAUGAAUGGGGAACCUCCCUCUUUUGUGCUUGCCUUCCCAGAGAUACCCAGGGCCCCCUAGCUUAGGCUUCUUAACAUUCCUGUGUUCAUUCUUGCAGUCUCAUGGGAGUCAAUGAGUCAGGAUGAUUCUUGCCCCAAAUGAGAUUUUUAUACCUCAAAAAAACUGGCCUGUGAGCCCCUUUCUGGGUCAGUAACGAGCCCUGGAAAAGAAGCCACUUUGCUCAUGUGACCCUAGACUAGGUGCUCUCGGUGGCAGCAGGGUCCACCUGUGAACAGGGCUAACUGGGAGGCCUUACUGAGGCCUUGGGAGAUGAGGUCGGAGAGGAGGGAAGUGGGUGGAAGAGCCUUCAGACACGGGGUUAGCACUUAGGUCCAGCAACUGAGUGAGGGAGAAAGGGCCAUAGAAAAUUCAUCCGUGGGAGGAGCCUAAAAGUCUCACUGAAAUCAAAUCAGUUCUCUUUGUGGCUAUCAGCCUGGGAACAAGAGAUGUGCCCUCUGGUGGAAGGGGAGCCUGUGUUUCUUUCCUGUCGACAGGAGAUGCCCACUGUAGUUACGGGAGAGGUAGGUCAGGGACCAAGAUAGCUCUGGAAGGGAAGCUGGAAGGGUGGCCAGGGAGUAUCAGGGACUGCUUGGAAGGGUGGGAGCUGGGGAAAACCAACCUGACUACCACCUCUGGGUCUUACUGACUGAACAAACGGUCUAAGUUGGGACUUCCCGCACCAGAGACCAAACUGGCAGUGGAGAUCCAGGUUGCCAACAUUGUUCUCUCUGCACUUGAAGCUUCUCCAGAAGAACAGUAUUUAAGUAUAAUAUAUUGUUACAUUGUGUUGUGCUGAUUGUCUCAGCUAAUAUUGUCGCUGUUGUUAUUUAUUGUGGCUUGUUGGCCUCCACUGGAGAAACUCAGCUGGAGCUGUUGCCUGGCUGUGCCUCCUCCCCACCUGACUCUACCUCUGCAAGCCUUGGGAACCACUGAGGGCUGUGGGGGAGGGGGACACCCCACUGUUUUAAUAUUUAUUUAUUGUUAACCAAGGGAGCUGGGUUCCUUUAUCAGCGGUGUAUACAAUCCCCGUUUUUCUGUUUGAGAGUGUCAUGUUCUUGUAAGAAAUGAAAAUAAAACGCAAGUAUACCA